AUGGCCAGCGCUGGUCGAUACUUCUACCCUGCGGGAUUUUCCCGCCACAUUGCGACCAUCCUUGGGUUCCCGUCGAAACAAUCAAUCGCCCGGGAAUACUAUAAGCUCGCUUGUACUGAGAUCGCAGCUCUGGCUGGUGCAGUCUCUGCCUUCGAGCCAGUCCGUUUAUACGCUCGGCCUGAAGAUGUCACCCAUGCAGAGACAUUGGUCCGCCAAUCCCUUACCGGCGCAUCCGGCAACAUGUCCAAUGUCUCGGUCAUUCCACUCCCGACGAACCACCUAUGGGUCCGCGACACCGGCCCUGUUUAUGUGCGCGGCCUGAGAGAAUCAGACCGACAUCGCCGAUUCGCAAUCAAUUUUCACUUUUGUGAAUGGGGGAGAAAGGACGAAGUCGCGGACGCGCACCAAGCAGCUGACGGACGCGACUGGCCGGAAAUGACUGCAGCGGAGCUUCAAGAAAACUCAGAUUUCGCAAAACGUGUUAUCUCCGCAGAUGAUUCUCCAUCUCCUGUAACACUUGUCGAAUCGAAGAUUUGCUUAGAGGGAGGGGCCCUGGUUGUCGAUGGCGAAGGAACCCUCUUGGCUACGGAAAGCAGCAUCAUCAACGAAAACCGCAACCCGGGUCUCUCGCGCGAUGACAUCGAAGCGGAGCUCAAACGCCUUCUAGGGGUCGAGAAGAUCAUCUGGUUUCCUGGUCGGAAGGGCCUUGAUGUUACUGAUGUUCAUGCGGACGCGGAGGUCAACUUUGUGCGGCCAGGUGUUCUGGUUCUUUCGCGCCCACACCCGACGGCGCCGAAGCCAUGGAUUGAGAUCUAUGAAGAGAUUAGGGAUAUCUUGAGUCGGUCGGUCGAUGCGAAGGGCCGCCCCUUUGAGGUACACACCAUCGACGAGCCUGAUCCCAAGGCACUCGGCCCCUUGACUUAUGACGAGCCUGCGACCAACUAUGUUAACUUUUACUUUGUCAAUGGAGGCUUGAUCGUUCCGCAGUUUGGGGAUGCGACGCGCGACAAGGAGGCCGUGGACACUUUGCAAUCUCUAUGCCCAGAGCGUACAAUACGUCCAGUUCUGGUACAGGCGGUUCCGCUGGCUGGUGGCGUGCUCCAUUGCUCCACGCAGGGUGUUUUCGCCUUGGAGGACUAG
This is a messenger RNA of Aspergillus puulaauensis, 1140 nucleotides long. RefSeq names its product agmatine deiminase family protein. The record is from RefSeq and is a predicted model, not a curated record. The coding region runs from base 1 to 1140 and encodes 379 amino acids. Gene Ontology annotation, molecular function: agmatine deiminase activity; protein-arginine deiminase activity. Lineage: Eukaryota; Fungi; Ascomycota; Eurotiomycetes; Eurotiales; Aspergillaceae. The transcript has a single exon. Gene Ontology annotation, biological process: putrescine biosynthetic process.